This is a messenger RNA of Ooceraea biroi (clonal raider ant), 3371 nucleotides long. RefSeq names its product gamma-tubulin complex component 5 (gene Grip128). Gene Ontology annotation, cellular component: microtubule organizing center; gamma-tubulin complex; spindle pole. NCBI's taxonomy places the organism in Eukaryota, Metazoa, Arthropoda, Insecta, Hymenoptera, Formicidae. Gene Ontology annotation, molecular function: gamma-tubulin binding; microtubule minus-end binding. The record is from RefSeq and is a predicted model, not a curated record. Gene Ontology annotation, biological process: microtubule nucleation; meiotic cell cycle; spindle assembly.
AUGGCCGAGGCUAGGGAAAAAGUGGGAAAGAAGAUAUAAAUAUAAAAUAGUAGUAUAUAACCUCUUAAAUAGCCUUUAAAUUGAUUUUAUUAUAAUAUACGUAUGUUAAUAACAGUCUUUGUUGUCAACAUUAUAUGUUCAUAGAAAGACUGUAUCAAAUACAAAAUGACAAGAAUCUUAUGUGGCUUCUUAAUGUUGCAUAAAUUGCGAAAUGGUAAUUUUGAUACAAAUGGAUGUGCAUUGUGCAUAAAUAAAGUUUAACAAUCUUCCAUCAUCUCUCAUUCUUCACGUCGUGCUGCUCAAAUACCAAUAUGUUGCUGUAUGCGUGAGGCUCACUGGCUUCAUGGUACUUAGAUCUUCAUAACACUUCGAUUUUUAGUACAUAUUAUACGUGUACAGUGCUUGUUUGACGCAGAGCAGAAAUGAGUACUCGGGUGUUAAACGAUAUUCAUAAUGAUCUAAAGCAGCUUAUAACAGCGGUUACAUCAUUUGAGGAGGAUGAAGAAGGGUUUCGCAUAUGCGAACGAUUCUGCUUGUCGAAUAUCAAGCAUCAUCGCUAUCUUUCCGUCAACAGUCACGCAACCAAGGAGGCUAUAAGUGCGUUAGUUACCAAAUUCUCCAUCCAUGGAAAAUACGAAGUUGCGAAGAAGUUUCGGGAACUGAUCGAUGCCUUCUUGUCAAGCUUCGACUUUGAGCAGCAUCCGCAAUACGACCUGCAGUGGUCAUUGCUAACGUUCUUGCUGGACUUGUCCACCGAGACUCACAAGUCUAAUUUAGACAGCUUGAGGCUCGCGCGUGGGGAGUACAGUUUCAAUUUAGCCGCUGGAAAUGAUGACAGCAACAUAGAAGAGAUAGACUGGGCGCAGUACUUGAAGGAAGGCCAGGAGAAUUUCUUUUGCGACUAUAAGAGCGAUGGCAGCGAGAGUGAAUGGUCCGAUGAGGAAGGAACUGACGAAACUGAUGUCUUGCCGAUGCAAAUAGCUAAUGCACAAUUAAAUACCGCGCAGCGAUCGCAAGCAGUCGCCGAUAACGUAAUCGAUAAAUUCUCCAGAGCGUUAGUGCAAAGUCUCGAGUCCAGAAAGUGGCUCGCGUCGAACGUUCAAACCGAUUGGUGGAACAAUUUGGAAUGUCAAAAGUAUCCCGUUGCCAUACGAUCUUGCGAUACCAAUAUAUGUGACAUCUGGCACGGCACAAACUCGACGGCCUGGCAGAAGGUAGCCACUCUCAGCGAAUAUCAAGUCUGCAGAGAGUUACUGUGGAUGUUUCACGUUCAGACGUCAAUGGUGGUGUUUCAGGAGAGCGAACCGAAAUUCUCAAUACGUCCCAACAUAUCCAUACCGAGCUUGACAACUACAGCGUUUGAAAGCAUUCUUUCACCAUUUUGCGAGUGCUUCUCGAUGAUACAUGAUAUUCAGAAAUUUGGAGCUGAUCUGCAACCAAUUUGUAAUGAAAAAUCAGAACUUCAGAGUCCUCCUUUGACUUACGAAGCAUACAAUGCAGCAGUCAAUCAGCACUUGUAUGAAUUUCGAACUAAAGUGAUUAACGUAGAAAAAGAUGUUAUGAAGCAAGAGAAUUGCAAUACACUGCUAUCGUUAUCAGCUGAUCUCAGGAAACACCUAAAUACUAUAAGGAUACUCUACGACAUACACAAGAGAGUUGUAAUCGAUUGGAAAGCUAGUCCUAAUUGGAAAUGCGCGUCCCGACUGUUAUCGUGCUUGUACUACGAGAUGCAGAACUCUCCUAGCCGGGAGAGAGCAAACAUUUGUACAAAUUUGUAUUUAUGUAGCCUAACCGUUUAUCUUAAUGUAAUCGAUACGUGGUUGAGUGAGGGUCGAUUGGAAGACUGGAGGGAUGAGUUUAUAAUUGUGAGAUCGGAAGAUGCAUCAGGGGAAAACGACGAACAGAGUGAAAAAUUCAUAGUUCGGUUAUCUAACAAUGUCUCAACGGAUCCAGUUAUGCAAUUCUUAUUGCAAAAGGUGCAACGUAUGGGACAUAGUAUCGAGCUGCUCAUCUCCCUGGAUCGAAUCACCGAUAUAUGGAGGAUGGAUGGUGAACACAAUGACACGAGAAUUUCAUUAAACACCGAAUUUCAAGACAAAUUAUUAUCGGAAAUAUCUAAAUACAGUCCACCGAGUGAGGAGAUAGACGCAUCCACGCUGCAAACAGAUGAAAUAUUAUUACAGGAAUAUGACGCCGAUAUGGAAAAGAAUAUAGUACAACAAUUAUCAACUUCGCACAAUCCAUUUUUCAUGAAAGCUAUGGAAGACUACCUGCCCUGUGAAUUGUAUAAGAGUGAUACGGUGGAUGCUCAUACGCAGAAUACUCGGCAGCCUAAGGCAAAGCAAAAGCAAAUGUAUCAUUUAUACAAAAGGCUACAAAAGAUUAAGUAUAUUUUACCAUUGCAAAACAUUCUGGAGAAUACACUGUCCGAGAUGUUAAGUUUGCGCUACAACAGCGCUAGCAGAUUAGUAAAAAAUAUCAUGGUCGAGGAAUACAAACUACAAACGCAUCUACAGCUGUUAAGGCUCGUUUAUAUGAUGGAAGCGGGACAUGUGAUGAACAAAUUCUAUCAAAUCUUAUUUUACGAGAUUGAAAAUAAUCAAAUGUGGGCUAACUCGUACUUUUUAUCGUGUAUUCUUGAAGAAAUAUUUUCUCAGUACUGGCCAAAUACAAGUUCACGCUGGUCCGUUAUGGUUCACGGCAAUGUCAAUACUCAUCAAGUAUUACAAGCUGUGAAUAGCAUAACACUGCAUUAUGCAGUGGAGUGGCCUAUAAGCAUAAUGCUGACCAAGAAGGUCUUGGAAAAAUACAAUGAGAUAUUCAGAUUUCACUUGAAGCUGAAAUGGGCUUUAUGGACGUUAAAUAAUUUGAGAUUUUCUGAUCUAGAGGGUUCUAGGUCGCCACGUGUGAGAGAUAGAUUGGAACAAUUUCAUAUAAGGCGUCUCGAAAGUUUAAGAUUUUGGCUGCUACAUGCGAUAGGAUCUAUCCACACGUACCUGUCCGGUCAGGUGUUACAGAGUUUAGGUUUCAUCCUGGAAAAAGAUCUCGCGCAAGCCGAUAGUCUCGAUACCAUUGUAUCAGUACACAAUGAAUACUUGAACAAAGUUCACGAGCAUUGCUUGUUAACGGAGGAGUUUGAAGACAUAAUGACAACCAUAAACAAUAUGAUCGAAAUGUGUAUUCACAUACGGGACAGAUGGUCACGCAAGAAAUUAUUGUUAGCCACUGCGGAAUUGGACGUGAUGGAACACAGUUACAUAAAAUACCAUACGUACCUUGCUCUAGCUUUGCACAAUGCAAUACAGCAUAAGGAUGCAGAUUAUUUGACUGGCUUAAGCUCAGCAUUUAAUUGCAGUAUGCCCUCUGCUUAA